Molecule: messenger RNA, 1210 nt
Organism: Apaloderma vittatum (bar-tailed trogon)
Lineage: Eukaryota; Metazoa; Chordata; Aves; Trogoniformes; Trogonidae
Gene: HMBS
Product: hydroxymethylbilane synthase
Exons: 12
Coding region: 1-1044 (347 amino acids)
Biological process (GO): heme biosynthetic process
Cellular component (GO): cytoplasm
Molecular function (GO): hydroxymethylbilane synthase activity
Source: RefSeq, a predicted model, not a curated record
AUGACGUACUCUUUGUUUAGGGCUCUGCUUUCUGCUUCGUUGCAGUUGGCACGGAUUCAGACCGACAGCGUAGUUGAGAUGCUCCGUGGGCUAUACCCCGACCUCUCAUUUGAGAUUGUUGCCAUGUCAACAACCGGAGACAAGAUCUUGGAUACAGCGCUUUCCAAGAUUGGGGAGAAGAGCCUCUUCACCAAAGAGCUGGAAAAUGCACUUGAAAGACAUGAAGUUGACCUCGUGGUUCACUCCUUGAAGGACCUGCCAACUUCUCUUCCUCCUGGCUUUACCAUUGGCGCUGUCUGCAAAAGGGAAAACCCCCUUGAUGCUGUUGUCUUUCAUCCCAAAAACUGUGGGAAAACACUGAGCCUCCUUCCUGAAAAGAGUGUGAUUGGAACCAGCUCACUUCGGAGAGCAGCCCAGCUCAAAAAGAAGUUCCCUCAGUUAGAAUUCAGGGAUAUUAGGGGGAAUUUAAAUACCCGCCUAAAGAAGCUAGAUGAGAAGGAAGACUUCAGUGCCAUCAUCCUGGCUGCUGCUGGGCUGAAGAGAAUGGGCUGGGAGAAUCGCAUUGGCCAGCUCCUGAGUCCUGAAGAUUGUCUGUAUGCUGUUGGACAGGGUGCCUUAGCAGUGGAAGUUCGUGCCAAAGACCAAGAGAUACUGAAUAUGGUAUCUGCCCUGCAUGACACAGACACUGUGUUAUGCUGCAUUGCCGAGAGAGCCUUUAUGAAGCGUUUGGAGGGUGGAUGUAGCGUCCCUGUCGCUGUCAACGCCGUGCUCAAAGAUGGCCAGUUGUAUUUGACGGGAGCAGUCUACAGUUUGGAUGGAUCCGAUAGCCUCAAGGAGACUAUGCAGACCAAUGUUAAUUAUCCCCAUCAGAAUGAAGAUGGACCGAACGAUGACGUGCAGCGUGUUGGCAUCACGGCCAGGAAUGUCCCCGGUCAGGCCCAGGAAGCUGCAGAGAACCUCGGUGUUGAACUAGCCAGUUUACUUCUGAGCAAGGGAGCUAAGCAUAUCCUUAGCGUGGCGAGGCAGCUCAAUGAUGCCCGCUAAACCUGUGGUGCAAUCCCCGCACGAUCGCUACAACUCUAGCAAGUCUUUGCAGCCACAUUAUUGUCCUCCUUUUGGAGGAAGGGAUUGGUUUAAAAAUUCAUACUGGUCUUAUCUGAUGUUUGAGCACAAAACCUUGAAAUAUGAGGUUUACUAACUUGAGUAGUUU